Molecule: messenger RNA, 2991 nt
Organism: Ailuropoda melanoleuca (giant panda)
Lineage: Eukaryota; Metazoa; Chordata; Mammalia; Carnivora; Ursidae
Gene: PRKAG3
Product: protein kinase AMP-activated non-catalytic subunit gamma 3
Exons: 14
Coding region: 600-2003 (467 amino acids)
Biological process (GO): regulation of catalytic activity; protein phosphorylation
Cellular component (GO): nucleus; cytoplasm; nucleotide-activated protein kinase complex
Molecular function (GO): AMP binding; protein kinase binding; protein kinase regulator activity
Source: RefSeq, a predicted model, not a curated record
CAGCACGCACACACGGAUGUUGGGACCGGGGCUCCCACACCCUGGGACCCACCUCCAAACCACUGGUGGAAACAGAUGUCUCUCCCCUGGGCCCUCAAGGCCACUGCACAACCUGACGGUGACUCUCCCACCUCCCUACCUUCCUAGCCAUCCCACUCCAGCUCCUCCAUCAGGGAAAAGGACAGGCUCCUUGGACUCCAAUGGGGACAUCUGGACACACAAUGGCCACUCUCCUGGGACCACCCACAAACCCCUUGGCUCCAGCCUCCCAGCUGGCUCCAACUUGCCCUUUCUAACUCCAACACCACCCACGACUGAAGUUUGAACGAGGAAGAACCUUGAGCUCGACUCGCCUCCAUUUUCCCUCCUUUGGCACCUGACAAAGAUGAGAAGGAACCCAGGACGCUGAGAGCCCGCCUCCUCCCGCUGGUGACCCCCCCCAACCCGGUGCUCCAAGCCACCUCCCCCAGAGUGAGGUCCUUCAUGUUUGUCCUCGAAGACCCAGGAGGGAACCCAGGACCCGGCCUCAAGAUUCCAGAACCCAUCCUGGAGCCGCCUGGGGGGACCUGAGCCUCAAGGCCCCAUUCCCCCUUCCAGAGAUGAGCUUCCUAGAACAAGGAGAGAACACUCCAUGGCCAUCACCGGCCAUGACCACUGGCUCAGAGAGAAGCCAUGGGAAACAGGGGGCCAAGGCCUCGAGAUGGACAAGGCAGGAGGCCUUGAAGGAAGGGGAGCUGCCGGGUCUGGGGGAAGAUCCAACAGAUCCCCAGGCCAGGCCACCUGCUGAGUACAUCGGGCUGGAGGUCACAUUCCCCAAGGCCACACAUUUGUCCCAAGCUGCUCCCUUGGCCCAGGUGGGCUCCCCACCUGCCGAGUGGGACAUUCUCCCCCCUGACGACGCAGCCUCAGCCUCGGGCUCCAGCACAGAUGAUCUGGAGCUGAACAUGGAGUCCCCAGCCACAGCGGCCUGGGGGUAUGAGCUGGGCAUGGUGGAAGAGAGGCCGGCCCUGUGCCCCUCCCCGUGGGCCCUGUUUCCCAGGCCAGGCUGGGACGAUGAGCUGCAGAAGCCGGGGGCCCAGGUCUACAUGCACUUCAUGCAGGAGCACACCUGCUACGAUGCCAUGGCGACCAGCUCCAAGCUGGUCAUCUUCGACACCACGCUGGAGAUCAAGAAGGCCUUCUUUGCCCUCGUGGCCAACGGCAUCCGGGCAGCCCCUCUGUGGGACAGCAAGAAGCAGAGCUUCGUGGGGAUGCUUACCAUCACGGAUUUCAUCUUGGUGCUGCACCGUUAUUACAGGUCCCCGCUGGUGCAGAUCUAUGAGAUUGAAGAACAUAAGAUUGAGACCUGGAGAGAGAUCUACCUUCAAGGCUGCUUCAAGCCCCUGGUCUCCAUUUCUCCCAACAGCAGCCUGUUUGAAGCUGUCUACACCCUCAUCAAGAACCGGAUCCACCGCCUGCCGGUCCUGGACCCGGUCUCGGGCGCCGUGCUCCACAUCCUUACACACAAGCGACUGCUUAAGUUCCUGCAUAUCUUUGGCUCCCUGCUGCCCCAGCCCUCCUUCCUCUCCCGCACCAUCCAAGACCUGGGCAUCGGUACGUUCCGAGACUUGGCCGUGGUGCUGGACACGGCGCCCAUCCUGACGGCACUGGACAUCUUCGUGGACCGGCGCGUGUCUGCGUUGCCUGUGGUCAAUGAAGCUGGACAGGUCGUGGGCCUCUACUCCCGCUUUGAUGUGAUUCACCUGGCUGCCCAGCAAACCUACAACCACCUAGACGUUAGUGUGGGAGAAGCACUGAGGCAGAGGACACUGUGUCUGGAGGGAGUCCUUUCCUGCCAGCCCCACGAGAGCCUGGGGGAAGUCAUCGACCGGAUUGCCCGGGAGCAGGUACACCGGCUGGUGCUAGUGGACGAGAACCAGCAUCUCCUGGGUGUGGUGUCACUCUCCGACAUCCUUCAGGCGCUGGUGCUCAGCCCUGCUGGCAUCGACGCCCUCGGUGCCUGAGAAUAUGUGAGUCCUCCCUCCCGGGCCACCUUUUUGCACGCCGAAGCCAAUGAAGGGACCCAGGGGACCCGGCCUUCAUCUUCCCCCACCCCCGUUUGCUGGUUUGGCUCUGGUUCAGGUAGGCUCUGCCCUGGGCCAUUGGCCUCAGCACAAGUCCACUGAUCUUUCGGGGCUCUUGGAUCUCAGACCGAGGAGCCUCGAGGACGGGAGUGUCCCAAUUCAUUGCUGAGGAGCCCCAUGAAAUCACCAAGUGUCAGGACUCACCGUGGGGCCCCCACUUAGUCCCCGUCGCAGCUGAGGUCAUGGAGGUCCUCAUGAGAGGGAUGGGCAGGGGCUGGGGUAAAGGCAAGGGCAGUGAUGUGAUUUCAGAUUCUCCGAGGAGACUGACCUGCCCUCUCACAACUCAAUUCCCGCCUGCUCGGAAUUCCACUGGAAGGAAGCAAGGCUUCUCCAGCCCUCCCUCAUUGCCCCUGCCCUGCCUGUGUUCCCAGAAGCCCUCACGAAUGCCCAGUGCACCGUGGGAUGGUGAAAUGGAGAACGGCUGAGUCAAGCCUGGAGAUCCACGAACCGGAAGCACUGGGAUUACCCCAGGGCCGGCUGCUCCAGUGGGGUACUCCCUCCAUUCUCAUCCUGAGCACCAGCAAACGCUGUUCUCAUUCCCCAGUGACGGCCUGGCUUUGGAUCACUGAGGAUGAACCGUCGAGAAAACACAACAAAAAAGAACCACCCAUGAACUUGAAUUGUAGAAGUUUCACUCAGAAAAUGCCAGUCAUUGGACCUGAACGUGCGGCCAGGCCUCCGAGCUUGCUGAACUCGAAGACACGAGGGAAGGUCUGUGAUGGACAAACACUACGACUGGCAUUUCUUUGGCGCACAGAGUGUUAGCCCACUGAAAUUUAUUUUUUCAUCUUUUAUUUAUAACAAAACCACAAAGAAGAUAUGAAUUAGUUAAUCACAUAGUAAAUACAACUCCGUCCACAAACUCUCA